Molecule: messenger RNA, 794 nt
Organism: Podarcis muralis (Common wall lizard)
Lineage: Eukaryota; Metazoa; Chordata; Lepidosauria; Squamata; Lacertidae
Source: RefSeq, a predicted model, not a curated record
GAUCUUAAAGCCAUGAGUAGAGGUGUUUUAUAACAGUCUCCUCCUGGAGUGCAAGUGCCAGUAGGUCCCUCCUGCCUUCCUCAAGCCCCUUCAUCUGACUCUCUGGCUCCCCACCUGUUGCUGUUUUAAUAAACACUCCCCUGCUAAACUUUGCAGCUUGUCCAGAGGCUUUAGCUGUCCUCGGUGGAAACAGAGAAGAAGACAGUCGCAGAGAGAGAGAGGCAAAGAGAGAAACCAUGCGGAGCCUCAUCAUCCUUGCGCUUCUGGCCGUCCUGAUGAUGGCAGCUUUCUGUUACGAGUCUCACGAGAGUAUUGAAUCGCAUGAAUUUACAAGUCCCUUCAUUAACAGAAGGCACGCCAACAUCUUCAUGAGAACUCCACCUGAGAACAGGAGGAACCAAGUUGUGCAGGAAAGGAUCAGAGAGCGCAACAAGACCCCCCAGGAACAGCAGCGGGAGAUUUGCGAAGAUUACAAUCCCUGUGAGCGUUACGCCAUGCGCUAUGGCUAUGCCUCUGCCUACAGGCGCUUCUUUGGGCACAGACGUGGCAAAUAAGAACAUCAAGAAUCGCCGUUCCCAGUGCCUGGAGCCUGGGUUUCCUGUAUCUACAAAGAGUGACAUCUCCAAAAUGUAUUGUUGCUUGUUAACUGUAUGUUAUCCCACCUGCUGCUUCAUUCUUCUGUAGCUAAUGAUUUCUAGAUUCUGUGUUAAUUAGCACAAUGCUGACGUAGUGGUGGUUGGGCAAAGAAGGAUGUGGGUGUUUAUUAUGAAAUAAACUUCUGGUUUGAUACUGUU